Arabidopsis lyrata subsp. lyrata is the source of this 1669-nucleotide messenger RNA. RefSeq names its product cullin-like protein 5. Gene Ontology annotation, molecular function: ubiquitin protein ligase binding. Lineage: Eukaryota; Viridiplantae; Streptophyta; Magnoliopsida; Brassicales; Brassicaceae. Gene Ontology annotation, biological process: protein ubiquitination; ubiquitin-dependent protein catabolic process. The record is from RefSeq and is a predicted model, not a curated record. The transcript has 5 exons. Gene Ontology annotation, cellular component: cullin-RING ubiquitin ligase complex. Bases 138 to 1511 code for a protein of 457 amino acids.
UUUUCUGAUCAAUACUUUAGGGAAUUUUAACUUCGAAACGGCCGUGUUGCGCAAUUGGGUGAAAUUCCUCUUUCUCUUAGGGUUUCGUUUGUACGCUUUGGUUUCAGAGAAUUUCUCUUGGUUUGGAAUCGGUUGCCAUGAGUCUACCGCCUAAGAAACACCUAAUGACUGACGGCGAUUCGUCCUCCUCGAAGAAGAAGGGGAAGUAUCAGGACGCUGGAGAUCCUGGCGGUUAUCUUGGGUUCGAAUCGGCACUCGCUAAUCCACCCCACAUGAGUAGCUUAAAGAUUGACGGCGAUUUAUCCUCCAGUAAGCAGAAGAACGAUGAAGAUCGGAGCCUUUCUCUUCCUGCGAAUAUCUCCAUGAAGAGUACUCCUGGUUUGCGGGUUUUCAAGCCCAUCAUCCCUGAUAUACCUAAACCAGACCCUAAAAUCUAUUUGGAUGAUGCUUGGACAAAGCUAAAACCAGCUAUAAGAACCAUCUUCCUCGAUGAGGCACAAGAUUUUCACUGCUCUGAGAUUUUCAACGCUGUUCGUAAAGCAUGGUGGUCAAAGUCAUCAGGAGAAACCCUUUACAAGCUGAUCUUGGAGGAGUGUGAGAUAUACAUCUCUGCAGCUAUACAGUCUUUAGAAUCGCAUUGCGAUGAUGAUCCCUCUGUUUUCCUGCCACGCAUAGAGAAUUGUUGCCUAGAGUUUCGCCGCAAGUUGCAGGAUCUCUGUAGCAUUGCGUAUGAAGGUCAUACAGUUGGUCUAAAAUCAUUGUCGGACUUGGGUAUUGAGCUUUUCCCCAAGCAUCUCUGCUUAGCCUCUAAAGUUCGUGACAAGCUUCUUUCCAUCAACUUAGACCUCAUAAGAGAUCAAAGAUUAGGCAAGGCUGUUGACACGACUCAGCUAAAGAAUCUUUGGGUUUUGUUGCAUGGGCCAUGGUUCUACAAGUCUCGCUUCUUCGAGAAGCCUUUUAUGGACUGUGCUGUUGAGUUUUACUCAGCAGAAUCACUGCAGUUCAAGGAGCAGUCCGACAUUCCCCAGUAUUUGAAGCAUGUCGAGCAAAUGUUGCGUAAGGAGAAGGAAAAUUGCAGACACUUCUACUUUUUUUCAGGGUUCAAGAAAUCGUUGAUGGAAGCUGUUGAGAGAAUACUUCUGAGGGAUCAUGUUUCUGUCAUUCUUGAAAAGGGUUUUGUGAAGUUUAUGGAUGAGAGAAGCCAUGAUGACCUUAGUAGGAUGUAUCGUUUGUUCUCUAAGAUGGACUUACUGGGGCAGUUGAACGAUGCUUUGAACUCCUAUAUUUUGCAAACCGGGCAGAAGAUGUUAAAGGAAGACUCAUCAUUGGCGGAGUUGAAGAAAUCUAUUGACAAGAUUUGCCACACUUGUUUCUCAGAAGAUGCUUUGUUGGAGAAGACAGCCAAACAAUGUUUUAAGGAUCUUGGUUUGCCUCGGGAGGAAUCAGAAACCGAGUCUCUGCAGAUUAAACGGAUUCGAUUCGAUCUGCUAGGGCGUUUACAUUAUGUCUGACCUUUUCUUAUGAUUGUUAUAAAAGACUUAAUUAUGUACUCGUCAUGGAAGUUGUGGUUGCUAUCUAAAAAAAAAAGAAUUCGGAGAUUCUAAGGAGAUGUGUUUUAUAUGUUGGCACAGCAAAAAUAUGCAAAGAUGUAGUGGAUGUUUAUAGACUA